CGGAAGGGAAGUAUAAAUAAUAAAGCAAGGCUGCUCGCACUACCCCAUUGACGCCCUGCAUAGGUCUCUUUCUUCUCUCUCUGGCCGAUCCUUUGUGGGCACGUUCAUCAGUCGUGGAAGAGAACCUGUAUACGUUGGGGAAACGACGGCAGCCGGGACGGGCUCACCGGUGUAAAGCACUUCAAGGCCGUCCUCUCGGUGACGCUGCGCUACGGCCGCCGUUGCCUCUGCGCUCCACUCGCCAUGUCCGUCGCACCCGCCGAGAUGGAUCUGAAUGAGAUAAAAGAAAAUGCAUGUGCUAUUAAUUUUACUGAAAGGAAGGAAUACAUCAUGUCCUUCCCUAGCAAAACCAAGUUAGUGAAUAUCCAUGACACAACCUUGACACGUCGAGAUUUGGAAUGUCUUUUAGAAGAUGAGAUAUGGGUGGAGAGCGAGGUCAUAAAUGCAUAUAUUUACUGUCUAAGGGUCCAGGAUAAAUUUUGUACAGCGGGUGCACGUGUAUUCUUGGAAACUACAUAUGAUUCAGGAAUACUUAAGCGAGAUGGUGAAAUUCCUAUAAGCCUUGAGAGUCAUCACCACAUCGUUGAAAAGGUGCUUAAGUAUCUACAGCAUGACAUGGUUAGACUAAUUUUCCUACCUAUGGUUCUAUCAUUUGUUAUCAAUUUGUUUACCUAGCCGGGGCAACGACUUGUAUAUUAUGUGUCAGUUGUUCAUUCCAAUCAAUAUGAACCAAACGCAUUGGUAUCUAUCUGUUGUCAAUAUCAAACAACGCGAGAUACAAGUACUCGAUUCUUUUGGUUCUCGAAUGAGCCGAGCUGAUCUACAACUUACGGUAUGAUUUUACUAUAUCUGUACUUGGAAUUCAUGCAUUUAGUUUCACCUAUAUUAUCAUACUCUUUUUUCUAUUUAACAGCUUCAGGGGCUUGAGGCGCAUCUAAAGAUUGCUUCUAAGAUGAAUGGGUUUAACCUAGGUACUUGGCCAGAUAUUGAUGUAACUAGAUGGACUAUAAAAGAGUAUAUUCAAGAUCGAAUUCAAUCUGAUGGGUAUGUUUGAAAUCAUCACAUGAGAAAAUGCGAAAUGAGAGCAGCAGUAACAAUUAUUGAUUAUUAUUCAACAAUUCCUUAUGUUUGCUUAUUACUAAUGUGCCCAAU
This is a messenger RNA of Aegilops tauschii subsp. strangulata, 1152 nucleotides long. The record is from RefSeq and is a predicted model, not a curated record. NCBI's taxonomy places the organism in Eukaryota, Viridiplantae, Streptophyta, Magnoliopsida, Poales, Poaceae.